Austrofundulus limnaeus is the source of this 2144-nucleotide messenger RNA. It is a transcript of the gene ntf3, whose product is annotated as neurotrophin 3. The record is from RefSeq and is a predicted model, not a curated record. Gene Ontology annotation, cellular component: dendrite; synaptic vesicle; axon. NCBI's taxonomy places the organism in Eukaryota, Metazoa, Chordata, Actinopteri, Cyprinodontiformes, Rivulidae. The coding region runs from base 439 to 1308 and encodes 289 amino acids. The transcript is spliced from 2 exons. Gene Ontology annotation, biological process: nerve growth factor signaling pathway; negative regulation of neuron apoptotic process; nerve development. Gene Ontology annotation, molecular function: nerve growth factor receptor binding; growth factor activity.
UUCAGUAGUCGCUCGGCGAACAUUUGACAAAUGCCUGCACAGAAUCCCAAGAAAAAAAAGGCAUGAUAAGACUUGUGUCGAUACCAGCUUAAAUGACAUUUGCAUAUAAAUAACAAAUAAGUGCACUUAUUGGCAGUGAUGUUUUUUUAUCUCCAAAUAUUUGGUGGGGAACCAAGURAAUUCCAUUCUUCUGUAGACUUCUCUAAUAUUCACAGCAGGAAAAGAUGAUCAGCCUGAUGGAAGAAGUUAAGAUAUUGAAACUGAUGGUGCAGGAGAAAGACAAGAGAAUAUCUGAACUGGAAAGAAGAGUGGAUGAUUUGGAACAAUAUUCAAGCAGAGAGGAGGUCAUCACAUCUGGACUGAAAACAAGACACAGAAAAUACGCUCGAGUUGCUCGAGUUGCUCGAGUUGCUUCAGGUCCUGCAGGUGAAUCUAGUGAUGUCCAUCCUGCUGUAUGUGACGGUCCUUGUUUACCUCUAUGGUAUCCAGGCAACCAACAUGGGCAGCGGUCGCCAUGGACAACAGCAUCGGCAGCAGCAGCCGAGCCCUGACCCUUUAAACUCCCUCAUAAUCCAGCUCCUUCAGGCUGACCUGACGAGAGGGAGAACCAGGGGAAACCAUAGCCAGCAGGGGAAAGGCAGGGACACAGAGCUGCAGGAAAGCCUUCCUCCUCACCUGAGCCACAGCUUUCCUUUCAGGGAGCAGGGCGACGAGGACCAGUGGGAAACCGGGGGUCGGAGCGGGGGGAGCAAAGACGGCGCGGCGGCGGAGCAGCAAGUGAUGCUGCUGAACUCAGAUCUACUCAGGAAGCAGAAACGAUUUAACUCGCCUCGGGUGUUGCUGAGUGACCGGCUACCUCUGCAGCCGCCACCGCUGUACCUCGCGGAUGACUUCGUGAGCAUCCGACCAGACGGAGGCGCAGCGGGAAACAAGACACGGAAGAAACGCUACGCUGAACACCGGAGCUACCGCGGGGAAUAUUCUGUCUGUGACAGCGAGAGCCACUGGGUGAUAGACAAAACCCAGGCUGUGGACCACAAGGAGCAGUCUGUGACUGUUCUGGCCAAAAUUAAAACCAGUGCCACGCAGGAAAUCAAACAGUACUUUUAUGAGACGCGCUGCCGGACCCCCAUGCCCUUCAAAGGGGGCUGCAGAGGAAUCGAUGAUAAGAACUGGAACUCGCAGUGCAAGACUACACAGACAUACGUUCGAGCGCUGACACAGGUUCGCAACUCCGUGGGAUGGAGGUGGAUACGCAUCGACACGUCCUGCGUGUGUGCUUUGUCACGGAAACGUCACAGGACGUAAGCAAAGCAUCACUGGGAGCUACCUUUCUGGAAUUCCACUUCCUGUUUGGGAUUUUACUUCCACAGCGCUCCCUGCCAUGGGAUCAUGCAUCAUGGUUGGUGAACAGCAACAUUCAGCUACAAACGAUACUCCUCCUGAAGGAAUCUCGGGUCCUUUUAAAGAAUAUUUCAAAUCAUUCUGCUGCAAGCUGUUAUGGACAAACUCUUGGAGAGUGGGUGGCGAGGCGAGGGAAAAUGUGUGUGUGUGAGGGAGGACUGUUCAUAUAAAUUAUUUAAAUUAUAUAAAAUGCAUGUAGUUGAUACAUGUUUAUCUAUCUAUAUAUGAUGUACAAAUAUAUUUGUGUUAUUUAUUGAAAAAAGUUAUAAAAAUGGAUUAAAAAAACCAUGAAAACUCACUUUGAGACUAUAAUACAAAGCAAGGGCUGCAAAAGGUGCUUCACAGGGAGACUCUAUAUGUGCCUUGACUGGUGUGAGGAAAAGACUUGGUAACAAGAGUUACUGUAAAUGUUAGUGGUGAACUUUAGAGCAGCAGACUUAUCUUGUCCAAAUGAUCAAAUCCUGAUAUCCCAACAAAAUGCAGUUUCUAGAAAAACAUAAAAUGUCUUUGCGUUUAAAACAACUAUGAUGCCCAUUUAGUCCAUUUAUUCUUUUGGGAGGCAAUUCUAACAAAGAAAACAUAAUUUUCGCUUGUAAUAUCUGACUUUGACCAGUAGAAAUUAAUUUAUUUGUUUGGCUUAUCACUUGUCACAUGGACACUGUUCACUACGUUUUGCUGUCACAUGGAAUCACUGGCAAUUUUUGUUUCUUCCAUUGAAUAAAACCCAUAUUUCUAAAAGA